Molecule: messenger RNA, 2292 nt
Organism: Penicillium mononematosum
Lineage: Eukaryota; Fungi; Ascomycota; Eurotiomycetes; Eurotiales; Aspergillaceae
Product: transcription factor domain-containing protein
Exons: 2
Coding region: 1-2292 (763 amino acids)
Biological process (GO): DNA-templated transcription
Molecular function (GO): zinc ion binding; DNA binding
Source: RefSeq, a predicted model, not a curated record
AUGUCUUCAGCCCCCGGUCUCAAGCGCAAGUUGGAAUCUCAGGAGCCGACGGCUAAGCGCCACCAUCUUCAUGGAUACGAUCCGCAAUCCCCAUGGCUACACGAGUCAGAACCAGCCAGGAUAUGGCGGACACGGGGAAACCCCGAUGUGCAGCACUCGUUGCCCUUAUCAAAUAUGGUGUCUGCCGUCCAAGACCUGAUAGACCCGGACUUUGAUCCACUCACGGCGAUGCUGGACGAUGAGCCCCGUUUUUUGAAACCGCUACCGGCUCGCAUCGCCCCGGAGGACUUGGAGUUCCUGAGAUUUCGUGGUGCCCUCUCGCUUCCGGAGAGUGGAUUGCGGGAUGAGCUUCUGCGCUGCUACAUCCAAUGGGUGCACAGUUUCAUGCCAGUUUUGAACUUACAAGAGUUCUUACGAUGCGUGGCUGAGAAUGACCCAGAGGGAAAUGUUAGCAUUCUCCUAUUUCAGGCGGUCAUGUUUGUUGGUACGGCGUUCGUCGACCUCAAACAUCUGCAGGCUGCCGGUUACUCAACUCGGAAAAGUGCGCGUAAUGCGUUCUUUACUCGAUUAAGGUUACUAUAUUCUCUUGACUGCGAAGAGGAUCGCAUUGAGAUUCUCCAGACACUCCUAUUGAUGACCUACUGGUCCGAUUCUGAGAACAGCCCACAGAGAGAUAUUUGGGAUUGGAUUGGAGUCUGUAACACACAAGCACAGUCAAUCGGUUUGAACAAAGACCCUGCAUCAGGUGAAAUUGACACACGGACUCGAAGGCUCCGUUCUCGGCUCUGGUGGUGCCUGUACUCUCGAGAUCGCCUGAUCGCCAUGGGUAUGCGGCGCCCGCUCCAGGUUAACGAUGGAACGAGCAGUGUCCCAAUGCUCAAACUGGACGACUUUGAUUUUGAACCUUUCUCUCCGUAUGUGGUGGCCAAGUUCUAUUGCCGCCAACUCCAAGAUGUGUCACAUCAGAAACGCCUUGCCACCAUGUUCAUUGAGAAGGUGAAACUCUGUCAAUGUAUUGGUAGGGUAUUAUUCGCGCAAUAUACACCAUCCCAACGCCAAUUUGGAGCUACCAACCGGACUACAGUCACCCUUAUUCCUCGACAGGCUUCCGAGUCUGAAUUUGCCCGAUGCGGCCAGAAACUCGACUCGUGGCUUAGUGCGGUCCCUAAAGAUGCGCAAUUCGUCCCGAAGUCGGGGAAGAAUUUCCAAGAUGGCGAGGAUGUGCUGCUGCUUCAUGGUGCCAUGCUACGUAUGCUCUACCAUGCUACCAGCAGCGCACUUCACCGGCCUCGGGCGAUUGCUUCAAAAGAUCAAUCCAAAUCGCGGACUGACUGGCGUAACGCUGCCCGUAUAAAAAUGAACGAUGCUGCUGCGGGGAUCACGCAUAUUAUUCAGGGAUUAAAUCACCUCAACCUGACAAGAUUCCUACCGCAGUCUGGAGUAACUGUGAUUCUCCCAGCCGCUGUGGCGCAUUUAACCAACACCAUGUCCGAUGACCCCGCUGUCCGCGAAAGCAGUGUCGACAAUUUUCAUCGUUGUAUUGAAGUCCUUCACUGUCUUAAGGAUAUUUAUCCAGCCGCCGGUCAAGAGUUCGCCAACAUCGAGGCCGCCAUCAAAAUGCAGGCAGGUGCCUCCAGUACAUUCUUCCAGGUCAUGGAAUACAAUCUCGAUGCUCCCGCCACAUCUUUGGCAACCAGGAAACCAAGCAACGCCAAUUCGAUCUCUCAACCCCAACCAAAUCCGCCGGUUACUGUAACCGCGACGCCCAAGCCGCGAGAACGAACUUCUUCUACGCAAGAGAACAUACAUCAAAGAAAUUCCAGCAACGAAACGACACAUGGACCCGCCCUACCUUUAUUUCCCAAUGAUUUCGACCAUUAUACAGAUCUCGGGGACAUAGACAAUAAUCCUUUCAACUUUCUCUCCAUCGACAUCGACUCCUUCCCCGAUAUUCAAACCCCUCCGAAUCCAAUGAAGCCAAACAACACCGAUAAACCCUAUAUAUCACCACCACCCCAAGACCAAGACACUGUCGACUGGGCACAAGAGCUCUUCCAAGACACCGAUCUAAAUCAGUACAGUAACACAGAAGCCUUUCGCGAGCCUGAAAAGACAACGCCUCCACUGGAUCAAGAUCAAACGAAUGACGAACCAUUCUCUUUUACUUUAAAUGAUAGAGAUGACGUUGGCCCAGUUCAUUGUCGUCAUCAGUCAAUUAACGAGGCAAGGCCCGAAAUCACCGGCGACCUGGACCGGGACUUGGGGUUCCAGUCUGAGGAGGACAUAUUCUAG